This is a messenger RNA of Alligator mississippiensis (American alligator), 6522 nucleotides long. It is a transcript of the gene HGF, whose product is annotated as hepatocyte growth factor. The record is from RefSeq and is a predicted model, not a curated record. Bases 134 to 2305 code for a protein of 723 amino acids. Gene Ontology annotation, molecular function: serine-type endopeptidase activity; signaling receptor binding. NCBI's taxonomy places the organism in Eukaryota, Metazoa, Chordata, Crocodylia, Alligatoridae. The transcript is spliced from 18 exons. Gene Ontology annotation, biological process: hepatocyte growth factor receptor signaling pathway; positive regulation of protein phosphorylation; proteolysis.
ACCGUAAGAGGGAGUCGGGACCCGGCGCCUUCCAGUUAAUCGCACAACAAACUUGGAUCACCGCAAUAAAAAGCGGCGCUGCCUGCGCUACUGCCCGUCCCGGCCGCCUCCCGCGCCCAUCCCGCCCGCGGCUAUGCGGCCCGGCGCCCUCCUGCCCGCCCUGCUGCUGCACCAGCUGCUGCUUCCCGGCGCCAGCCCCCUGCCAGAGGGCAAAGGGAGAAGGAGAAAUCUUCUUCAUGACUUCAGAAAGACAGGCGAGAUGAUGCUAAUUAAAGUAGACAACUCACUGGAGGUAAAAACCAAGCUGUUAAACACCACGGAGCAAUGUGCCAAGAGAUGCAGCAGAAAUAAAGGCCUUUCUUUCACUUGCAAGACCUUUGCCUAUGACAGAGUUAUGAAACGAUGCCAUUGGUUGUCCUUCAAUAGUUUGACAAAUGGAGUGAGAAAGAAGCAAGACCAUGCAUUUGAUCUGUAUGAAAAGAAAGACUAUGUUAGAAAUUGUAUAAUUGGAAAAGGGGCAAAUUACAAGGGGACAAUAUCUAUUACAAGAAGUGGCAUCCAGUGUCAGAUGUGGAAUUCUAUGAUCCCCCAUGAGCACAGCUUUUUGCCUUCGAGCUAUCGGGGUAAGGACCUGUGGGAAAACUACUGUCGGAAUCCCCGAGGGGAAGAAGGAGGACCUUGGUGUUUUACGACCAAUCCAGAGAUUCGCCAUGAAGUUUGUGAUAUUCCUCUCUGUUCAGAAGUUGAAUGCAUGACUUGCAAUGGAGAAAGCUAUAGAGGCCCAAUGGAUCACACAGAAUCUGGCAAAGAGUGCCAGCGCUGGGAUCUCCAGAGGCCACAUAGACACAAAUUCCGUCCAGAAAGAUAUCCUGACAAGGGCUUUGAUGAUAAUUACUGCCGCAAUCCUGAUGGCAAGCCGAGACCGUGGUGCUACACUCUUGACCCUAACACCCCCUGGGAGUUUUGUGCAAUUAAAACGUGUGCUCAGAGCAUUGUGAAUAGCACUGAUGCAGCAGUUGAAACAACAGAGUGCAUCAAGGGGCAAGGUGAGGGCUACCGAGGUACUGUGAAUAACAUAUGGAGUGGCAUCCAGUGUCAGCGCUGGGACUCCCAGUUUCCUCACCAGCACAACAUCACUCCAGAAAACUUCAAGUGCAAGGAUUUAAGGGAGAAUUACUGCCGAAAUCCAGAUGGAUCUGAGUCACCAUGGUGUUUUACAACUGACCCAAACAUCCGGAUUGGUUAUUGUUCCCAAAUACCCAAGUGUGAUGUCUCAAGUGAACAAGAUUGCUACCGUGGCAACGGCAGGAAUUACAUGGGGAAUUUGUCCAAGACAAGAUUUGGGCUAACUUGCUCCUUGUGGGACAAGAAUAUUGAAGAUUUAAGGAGGCAUAUACCAGUGUUCAGGGAACCGGAUGUUAGCAAACUGAAGAAAAACUACUGCCGCAAUCCAGAUGACGAUGCUCAUGGUCCCUGGUGCUACACAAGUGAUCCACUCAUCCCCUGGGACUACUGUCCUAUUUCUAGAUGUAAAGGUGAUACUACUCCGACCACAACCAGCUUAGAUAAUACUGUCAUUCCUUGUGCCUCAACAAAGCAGUUGAGAGUUGUAAAUGGAAUCCCAAUGCAAAAUAACCCAGGAUGGAUGGUUAGUUUGAUGUACAGGGAUAGACUUAUUUGUGGAGGCUCUUUGAUAAAGGAGAACUGGGUGCUAACUGCAAGACAGUGCUUCCCUUCUCGGUACAAAGAUUUGAAAGACUAUAAAGCUUGGCUUGGAGUUCAUGACAUCGAAGAGAGAGAAGAAGGGAUGAAAAGACAAAUUCGGAAUAUUUCCCAGUUGGUGUAUGGUCCCGAAGGGUCUGAUUUGAUGUUACUGAAACUUGCCAGACCUGCAGUAUUGAAUGCUGAGGUGGAUAUAAUCCGACUGCCCAUUUCUGGAUGUACCAUUCCAGAGAAGACCACUUGCAGUGUUUAUGGAUGGGGAUACACAGGAUUGAUUCCCUCUGAUGGCCUGCUCCGGGUAGCGAACCUGCCUAUUGUAGGAAAUGAGAAGUGCAACCAGUAUCUCAAAGGGAAAAUCACUGUGAAUGAGUCAGAAAUCUGCGCUGGGGCUGAGACCAUUGGUUCUGGACCUUGUGAGAGGGAUUAUGGUGGUCCCUUGGUGUGUGAACAAAACAGGAUGAAAAUAGUAGUGGGUGUUAUCGUUCCUGGUCGUGGAUGUGCCAUUCCAAAUCGGCCUGGUAUUUUUGUCCGAGUGGCAUAUUACUCCAAGUGGAUACGCAAAAUCUUGCUGACAUACAAAUGAGUUAUAACGGAAUAUUCUACAUAAAAGAACCACUUCCAUUCUCAUGAAGAUUUCAGAGAACGUGAAAUUAACGUGUAAUGUAAAGAUCCAUGAUUCUUUUUUUAAACUACUUGCUAGUCAAGUUGUUGAGCUUCUGUUGAUAUUUAUGGGUGUUUUCUGAUGUUUUUGUCUACCAGUGUUGUUUUAUAAAUGUUGAAGUGAGCUACAGUAUAUGCAAGUAUAGUGACAUAUUUCCUGAAGAUACUUGAAUGGGUAAACAAUGCUAAUGCUGGCUGAUAAUGAGUUUUAUGGAAAUAGAUCAUGUGGUUUCUUUUUAUGCUGCUCUUCUGGUCAGCUUGUUCAUGAGAAACAAAGGAAGUUUGUUUUACACACCUCUUUCAGACUAUGAGCCAUGUACUGCUCUAUCAGUCUUCCUGAGAGCUGAGAGCAUUGAUCUGUACAACAUUUAUGGACCUAUUUCUCUUCUCCUAUAUUCAGAAUUUAAAUUCCUCAAAUGUCUAAUUUAAAAAUGUAAUCUCUUUAACUUCUCAUUGUGGACUCAAGUCUUUAAACACUCCAUCAGCAGAAUUCUUAUCGAAGUCAAUGGGAAUGGUCUUUACACAAUUUAUUGGAACUAGCUCUAUACUUGCUACCCUACAAGUAUAUAUUAUAACAAAACACCUGAAAAGGGAAGAGACAUAGUAGUAGGUUAUUAGCAAAUUUUCAGUCAUUUGCUUUUUAUUUUAAAGUCUCCUAAUUAAUGCUGUAUUACAGUGCCAAGUAAAGUGUAUUUCAUAGAGUUCCAGUAAUGUAUCCUGAUUAGCUAAUAACAGACCAUUUUUAUCAUUAAAAUAAAUGAUUUUCAUAUAGGGAGUUAAGUUCGUAUCUCUCUUUCAUUAACUGUGCUGUAAAUUGAGUGACUCUAGUUACCUCAAGGGAGCUACUCUGCAUUUAUAGCAGUAUAGUGAGAGUGGAAUUUGGCCCUUAGCUGAUAAAAUUAACAGGGAAAAAGAAGAAUAUUUAAUGUAGCUAAGGCCAAGUUAUGUCUUCAGAUAUGUAAAUGAAAAAUGCAUACUCUCUCUGGGGGUAGAGUCUCUAUCUGUCUCGUAUAACAAGCCAAACCAGUAAAAGAACUAUGGUUUGGAGUGGAAGGUGUCAUUUAACUUCAGUAACAUUACCCAUCUCUUCUUUAUGGGUGUCAUAUAUUCUCUUUAAUAAAAAACUAACUGUAUGUGGCCAAAAAAUACAUCUCUAACAUCAUGUGUUUGAAUUUAAUAAAACUAUCAUGGGGGUGAGUAUUGUCUGCUAUACAAUGUGCAGAGCAUUGCUAAUAGUUUAAUUGCUUGUGUUUCUUUUGUGUGUGCACAUGUAGAAUCAUAAUUUUCUUUAUUACUGUUGAACCAAGAAAAAAAAACAACCCAACAUCUAUGAGGGGUUGCUCCUUUAGAACACAUUGUAUAAAUGAAAAAACCGAGCAAUUAGCAAAUGGCAAUAUUUUCUAAUAGAUGGUCUAAUUACCCUGUAAUUGCUGGCAAAUGGAUAUGACAUAUAAUCCCAUUGUACUUAUUAUUACAGUACAUUAAAUCAUAUACGUAACUUUAUGGUUACUUUAUUUGUGAAUGAUAUAAUUGUCUAUGUUCCAGAAAGCAAACUGUUCAGUUAAGCAAAGUGCAUAACUAUAUUGCUCCUAAACUGACAUCUUUUCAUAGAGUCACACGAAUAAAACAUGUUUUGUUAUAGUUACACGCUGAGUGGCAUAGUGCUGAAUCCUGCCCUAGUGAAAAAGUAACCCUGCAAGGGGAGCUGUGUUGGGAGGCACCCAAAGGACUGACUCACUAAUCUUUAUUCAGCAAAGCACUUUAAUUGGAUUUACAUGUGUGCUUAAGUGUUUUGGUGAAUGGGAUUGAACUUCAGCCUAUGUUUAAGUACAUCAUUAAAUUAAGGCUUAUGUCCAGCAUUAUGUUCCUGAAAAUCCUUCCUUAUCCUUGGUCAAAAUGGGGCUAUUUAUGUGAGUAAUGACCAGCGACCCUGGUUUUCUGAUUUUAUAUAUAGUGGCGUUUCAUUUAAAUCAGGGAAAAAUUUUAAUUUUGGGUUAAUUUUUCUAUUUGUUUUAUCAGAGAAAACCAGGAUCCCUGGUAAGGACAAGGCCUUCCAGGUUCUAGAUCCUAGACUGAUAUACUUCCCAUUGCACUCUGGCUCUUUUGCACCCUUUGCUUUCUGGUUCCUCCUAUUCAGUAACCUAGCAGAGGGCAGGAUUUAGCCUGUUGUAGUUACAGAUAAUUGUCGCCAUAUAUGUAAAAAUAUAUAUUCUCAUUAAAUAUAUGUUGACUAUAUCUUAAGAAACAAUUAACUUUUAAAGACAGAUAAGGGACUCCUAGUGAGUUUUUAUUUUUGGUUGUCAAUUAGAACAUGGAAGAUGUACAUAAUUCCAUGUCACUUUUCCUAUUCUAAGAAUUGUUAUGUGCUCACUGUACUAUAUUUGCAGGCAUUUUGUUAUGUCUACCAAAAAUAUGAAGAAAUGGAUCCUAAAGUAUUUUAGUUACACACUUCUGCUGUGCAGAAGAUAAUAUGAUUUUAUAUAUAUAUAUAUAUACAUAUAUAUAUAUAUAUAUAUAUAUAUGAUAAAUAUACUGUUUUUUGUUAGACAAUGCGUAAGGAAUUUUACCUGUUUGUUCUAGGCAGCGUCUCGAUAAAACAAGUUGUGUAGAGUCGAUGCUCUAGAAUGUAACACGUUUGAAAGCACUUGCUUAUCAGGUGCUCUCUCUCUCAGCAUGGAGGGGACUUGAGACUCUGAAGAGCAAGGUUAGAGAAGAAUUGACAUGUAGUAAUGAAUUUGUACUUCAUUUAUUCCUGUGAAUAUUUCUUGUUGGUACCAAUGGUACCGUACCAGGCAAAUGUUAUAGCUACAGCAUUCUCUUUAAAAAGGACACUGUUGAUAUAUAUUUCACUGUUUUGAAAAUACUUGUUUCUGUAAUAACUAGAAGCUGACCCAGUGUUCACUGAUGUCACUGGAAAGUCUCCUGCUGCUUUAAAUGGGCCUUGAGCUGGGCUCUAUGGAUUAAUUACAGUCACGAUCAGAUUUAAAAGAAUUGGGUGGUAAUGGUUAGAUGUUACAAAACAAAGACAAAAACUCUUAGUCAUUGAUAUUUGUCUUGAAUUCGAGCUCACCUUUGUUCCUCACAUUUUUCAUGCAAAAAAUAAAUAAAUAAAAGACUACUCCUUAGACUAUGGAAGAUGUGAUAACUGGUUUUAAACAGGAUAAUGAGAACUUUGCUGCAAUUUUCUCUGAGCGCUGGCUCUGGCUGAUAGCUCUUACUUCUGUAAUGCAAACCUUCUCUCCAAACUUUGGGGUGUUUUUGUUUUUCAUUAUUACCUUCCAGUUAAGACUAAGGGAAAAAGAAACAAAGGGCCCUUUGUAAUUAAAGCUCUCAUUAAAUCUGCUGGGCUAGUCUUUUAUGAUGCUGCUAAAACCCCCUUCUCUAGUUUAAGAGAAGAGCUCUUAUAGAGCCUCCUAAAAUCCUUGGACAAGUAGUGCCAUUGAACUUCUUGCUGACAUUCACAUGAAACAAGGCCUUCUGGAAAGGGCCCAAAUAUCUGUGUGGGGUACAACCUACUCAGGCAAAAUGCCCCUUGAAAUCAGAGUGCUUUUUGCCAAAAGACUGGAAAACUAGACUUGAAAUGUGCUCAACCCUUCAAUCUUGGCUGCACACCCAAUUACAUAGGUCCUUGGGUAGAAAAGCAUGGAAAACCUGGAAUCUGUGGUGGCAAGUGCUCCAGCAGCCUAGGCUUAUAUGUAUUCUUUCAGAAGCCUAAUAAUGAGUGAACUGAUCCUACUGGAAAUCGUUGAGAGCUUUGUCUGCAUAAGGGCUGCUUACUUACUGAUUACUUCCUUCAUCCUUUGUGUGCACUGGCAUAUUACUGUAUCAUGAAUGUUGGGGCUGCUGGCAGGCACUAACAUUGCUUUUCACCUUUUCCAUUGUCCCUUUUUAAACAGGCUUGUGGGCAAUUGCGUAUGGAGUUUCCUAAUUUGGAAUCUAACUGCAGGGGCUGUCAGUGUAACUCGGUGGAUGGUGUGAUAAUUUCUUGUAUGUAAACAGAAAAAAAUUAUGAAUGCUUCCUAUUGAAUGGGGCUAACGGCAUGCCUACCCAGAAGGGAACACUGUAGUUAUAACUUAUAUUACAAAGAUUCUGUAAUUAAUGGCAUCAUCAUUAGUUAAUAAAGUUGGUAUUUUUGUAAC